Messenger RNA from Paramisgurnus dabryanus, 6758 nucleotides. It is a transcript of the gene pou2f2a, whose product is annotated as POU class 2 homeobox 2a. Gene Ontology annotation, molecular function: DNA-binding transcription factor activity, RNA polymerase II-specific; RNA polymerase II cis-regulatory region sequence-specific DNA binding. NCBI's taxonomy places the organism in Eukaryota, Metazoa, Chordata, Actinopteri, Cypriniformes, Cobitidae. Gene Ontology annotation, biological process: regulation of transcription by RNA polymerase II. The record is from RefSeq and is a predicted model, not a curated record. Gene Ontology annotation, cellular component: nucleus.
GCGGACAGAGCUCGCGAGCUACCGGGUUUCCCAGAUAACGGGACUAUCGUGACGGACGCGCACACACACACAGACGGAUGGUGGUGGGACAGAGCUAACGGGCUGAAAUAGUCUCAACGGGUACCGUGUUGUUUUCUUUCGUUCAGUUUUAACAUUCCGGAUUGUUUAUUUAUUUAUCUAUCCAUCGAUUUAUUGCGUUUUAAUUAGCGGCUAGUGAGUAUACGCGAAGGGGGAGGGGCGUAUUCAGCCGCUUCGUAGCUUUACGCUUACGUGAUUAUUUCUAAUAUAUUAAACGAUUAUAUUAUGUGUUUUAUAAAAAUGCUGCUUGAUAUGCAUGCACUGUGCGUGAGAUAAACCACACAGUAGGACAGCUACAAACCAAAUAUUUUUGUUAAACACUUGUAAACUGUUUUAAAGCAAACCCUGCCAGCAUCCACGAGUCGAAAAGGAUAGUUUUUCACUGAUGUGAACUGGAUUUUGACUCUCGAUUUGCUUGUAAAGAAAAACCAAAGUGGACAAGAACGUAGCGCGCGCAAGGCCAUUGUGACGUUUACCGUCCGCACACCUGGUCUGGCGCGGGAUACGCAAAACGCGACGAGCCUCUGUUAUUACGGAAAAAGUCAGCUUUGAAUUAAAACCAGGCAGUUUAUUUUGUCUGCCCAGGUCCAUAUAUCUUAGCACCGCUACUUUUAUCCUAUUGUGCAGGUCAGUUUAGCGCAUUUAUUAGUAGAGCAAUUGUUAAAACCAACAAACAUUUAUACCAACAAACCUGACUAUCCGUCUGUGUGUCGGUCCGAGCUAGAGCAUCCCUAAAAAAGGCGUGAUGACAGAAAGGCACAUUACCAAAAAUGUAAAGAAAGCUUAAGCCAUUCUCUUUAUAUAUAGUAAAUUAACCAAAAUACACAUCGUUACCAAAAAAAAGAAAACACUCAACCAAAAUAGUCUACGUGACAAAAGAAACCAAAGAAGAAGACAAACAGACUGAAGACAAGUGCCAAAUCAACGAAACCAUAGAAGAAAAUCCCAGACGACAGCGGAUCAUGUUUGUUCCCUUGCCGGUGCCGUUAGUGUUUCAGAGAACCGCUCCUGACUUUGGCGCCUGGCGACUCAAGUCUCCUCUACCGCUGCGCUCCGGUAACUCCGAUAUCAGGAUGUCAAAAGCCGUAAUAGAUGACAAGACGGGAGCUGAGAUUCUAAUGGACAGUACAGACUCUGAGAGGAACAGUCCAGAGGCCGGUGAUCAGACCCAGCCUAUGAAAACAAGCCCUUUCUGCCUGUCUCCUGCUCCCAGCAACACAAAGGUUAAAGCAGAAGAAUCUGUUGAGAUGACCAGUGUUCAUGGUCCUCCACCUCCACAAGCUCAGCCUACUCUACAACACACACAACUCAUGCUGGCUGGCAGUCAACUCGCAGGGCUGGCCGCUCUGCUCCCUGCACAGCAGCAGCUGUUGUUGCAGCAGGCUCAAGCGCAGCUGUUAGCUGCGGCCGUGCAACAGUCCAACGCAGCGCAUGCCGCCCACGCAGCUGCAGCAGCCAAUCAUCAGCAGCAGCAGACGCAACAGCAGCAGGCCAAUCAGGCAGCAGCACAUGCCCAGAGUCAAGCCAAAGCCGAGCAAGCUCCGCCUCAACUAGCUUUAUCGCAGCCUAUCCAACUCACUGCCCAGGACAUUCAGCAGUUGUUGCAGUUACAGCAGUUGGUUCUGAUGCCUGGUCAUCAUCUACAGUCACAUCAGUUCCUUCUGCCUCAGGCUCAGCAGGGCCAGCAGGGUUUGCUUUCGACACAAAAUCUGAUUUCACUACCUCAGCAGAACCCAGGGAGUCUGUUGACCCCCCCACCCAGGCUGGGGCUCCAAGCACAGCAUCAUCUUGACGACAGACUGUGGUCAUUUCAGAGGGAGAAGAGCGUGGAGAGCGUUGUAAGCCCCAAACCUUCCUCAGCCCCUCCCCUGACAUCCGUUUCCACGGGGACGCCACAUGCCGAGGAGCCCAGCGAUUUAGAGGAGCUCGAACAGUUUGCACGAACUUUCAAACAGAGGCGAAUUAAACUGGGGUUCACACAGGGAGAUGUCGGGAUGGCCAUGGGCAAACUGUACGGCAAUGAUUUCAGUCAGACCACCAUCUCACGCUUCGAGGCUCUCAACCUGAGCUUCAAGAACAUGUGUAAACUCAAACCACUGCUGGAGAAAUGGCUGAGCGAUGCAGAUGUGUAUUUGACAGAAACAAUGGCGAUCGACAACAUGCUGCCUAGUCCCAGUUCACUGUCGUCACCUCUGUUGGGCUUUGAAGGUUUGCCCGGACGUCGCCGGAAGAAACGCACCAGCAUCGAGACCAACGUCCGCAUAGCCCUGGAGCGCAACUUUAUCUCGAACCAGAAGCCUACCUCUGAAGAAAUCCUGCUGAUGGCCGAGCAGCUCAACAUGGAGAAAGAGGUCAUCCGCGUCUGGUUCUGUAACCGGCGGCAGAAAGAGAAACGUAUUAACCCGUCCAGCGCCACUCCCCCCCUGCCCAGCCAUCCUCCGGCACAGACGCACAAAAAUCCCUGCUACAGCCCGCACAUGAUGUCCAGUCAGGGAAUAGCCCAGGCUACCACCAGCCUCAGCACAACAGUCAGUCCCACACCAUCCGUGGCCUGCACUCUUAACACCAUUGGACAUGCAGUAAUGAGCUCCGCCCCUUCUUCUGUGACUCCGCCUCCUCUCAGCACACUUAGCCCAACUCCACCCAGUCUCAGCAGCCCUGGUCUGAACACAGGGAACACAAUGAUGGGUGUAAGCACAGGAAUGAACCAGGCUCUCAUCAGCAGCAAUCCUCUGGCCACAAUGCAAGCCCUAGCUGCCAGUGGUGGUCAGAUGCCUCUUUCUGCUCUUGACGGCAGUGGUCAGAUGUUUCUGGGUGGAGCCGGAGGUCCAGGAGCUGGACUUCGCCAGUCCCUCUUCCUAAACCGUCCUACUUUGCUGCCUCUGGCGACUGGUGCGGGCAUGGGUCUGGUUAACCACCCCAGGGCUUCUCCGUCCCAUGGCGGCAGAGGUGCGAGCCCAGACUCGUGCUCCAUCUCCCCCUGCUCAAGCCCCGCCUCUUUCUGCUCAUUAGGCGAUGCUUCGCCGCCACCCCUGGGCGGAGCUAUGGCAGAGUGACGCCCACGUCGACCUGCUGCGCUCGAGGGGAGUCGGAGGGGCAGUAGAAACACGAAAAACAAAACUCGCCUUUUCAACCAAAGCCAUCUCUCACUUCCCUCCAUUGCUCUCCUUUGCUCGCUCUCUCAUUAAAUCUUUUAAUGCCAAAAAUACAGAUAGAUGACGGGAGAAAUGAGCAGAAGGGAAUGGGGAUAAGGAGAGAAUAGGACUGUUUAAACCAAAAAAUUAAUCUAUACAUGCAGCGGGAGGUGGCUACUACAAGAAUGUACAUUUAUUUCUUUCUGAAUGAGAAAAACAACUCACCUACAUGAACUGAUACAAUUGAGGGCAGGGUUAAGAGCCAGAAUAAACUUUGUGGUUGAAUAAGAAAGCAACAACUACAAAAACAUAAAAAUAAAAACGGGUGGCGAAGAAAGGAACAAAGCAAGGACAUUUUACAAGUGUCACCGGACGGUAGAAGGAGAAACCAAAAAAAUAAAUACAUGGAAGAAGAACGGAGAGACUCACAAAGACAAAAAAUGACGAAAAUGCCAAAAUUGCCAAAAAACCAAAACCAAAAAUCGGAGAGAAAAGCUUUACCUAAGACUUUUAAACCUGACUUGUCCAGGAUCAGAUUAACUCCACACCUAACACCAAAAAUGUAUUUUUCAUCCACCACAUAUUACUUAAUCUUUUUUCUUUUAAAGAUUUUGUAAAUGUCUUUCUCAAUCUACCUCUGCUGUCAGAUACUCAUUCAUUUUUAAAUCCAUAAUCACUCUUGAUUAAUAAGUAUUAUUCAUUAUACAUCAUUCAGACCAAUAACAAAACAGGAGGGAGAUUCGAAAUACCUCCACUUCCAUAGCUUCAUACGCAUAAACACUGUAAAAACUGUCAUUUAAGUUGUCCAUCAGUUCAGUACUCAUCCAUGACUUUGACUCGCUUUCUUGGAUAUACCAAAGCAUUUGUCUGACCUUUCGCGUCAGCCAAAAAGUGCUCAGACGACGAGACCUCAAACGUGUAAAACCACAAGGAGACGAAGAAAACGAUACCCCCUUAGCCCCCAAACCCCUGCCCUCCAUCUUCUCUGUAAAACACGGGAUCAGAUCUCCAAUAGGACGAGCGAGACCAACGUCAGGCCCGAGGAGCAGAAACUGUGGAGCGCUCGGGUGGGGAAACUUCAACGUGAUGGGAGACAUGUGAUGUCGUCGUUGUCGCUUUUUUAUGUUUCCGACACCAAAAAUGAAACCAAAACCAAUGGACAACUAAACUUUAUUCAAUUGAAAUGAAACCAAAUACAAAUAGGAGGUGGACAUGCAAGCUUGCGAUCGCUCUGACUUGGAGAUGGGUCCAUCGUCUCCUCCCUCCUUUCCGUUAAAUCGAGGCUUUAACUCUCGUACCUGGACGGGAGACUAACUAUAAACCUCAUCGAACUGAACUUCAGUAUAUAUAUAUGAAUAUAUUGUUUAAUUGCUUUUUCUCUUGGUCUGUCUGUUUAUGCUGUAUGACCUUGUCUCAUUCCUUUAUAUUUUUGGGAUAAUGGGGUAACGUAUUGCCUAUUUUCAUAUUUCGUGUGUUUCGUCAUUUUGAACUUAUCGUGCUGGGGCGUUUCCCUCAUCAGGCGGUUUGAAACGAUACUGUGAAAAUGUAGCUUCCAGGUUUUGCUUCGAUUGAGAAUGUGAUAAAACGAUAAGCCAAAACUGAAAAGAAAAUACCAAAAGCGAGAUGUUUUUUGACACACAAGACGAACCAAAUAGCAACCCAGCCGAUGCACAACGUGUGGAGAAAGACUAUUGUAUUGGUGCUAGGGAACAAAAAGUAAAAGAUUUGCGUGUGAAUGUUACUUAAAGUGUGUGUGUGCGUGUGAACGUGGAAGCUCAUGUCCAGCAUGAAAACCAAACCGAUAAAUGAUCAGUAAGCCAACGUGACAUUCGUUCAGCGUGUCAGCUUUGACCGCCGUGUCCUACGAAUGAAUAUUAAGUAACACCAAUGAGAAAUGUAGUGCGGGGUGUUGGGGUGGGACGGGGUUUAAAAUCAACUGAAAUUCUUGAGUUGACUUCUAGAGGGAAUGUACCUGUUAGUGCUUUGAUAGAUUUUGUAGGAAAAAAUCUAUGUUCAACUGCUUAUUAUUGCUAAUGUAAAAAAAAGGCUGUGAUAAAAAAUAGUCCUUAUGAUAAUGAUGACUUGAUUUUAGACCAAAAGCUUUAAACUGUCUCUCUUUGAAUUUUUUUCCCUCAAAAAUUGUGUAUUUAUUGUGCGAGGGGAGGGUGUGUCGAUGGUUUAUAUGUUGCCGACUCUUCAUCUUAUUUAUUGGCUUAUUUAUGUAUUUAUAACGUUUUAAUUUAUCGAUUUUAAAUUCGUAAAACCAAACUGGGGAAAUGUGGGGUCAUUUUAAACACAAACCAUCAGUGUCAUUAUUUAGAUAGUUUACAAAGAAUCAAAAAGAUAAAACGACAUCUUUUACUGUAUUUUCCGUCGUGUAUAGCCCACACAGAAAACCUUGAAUGCCCAUCAUUUAUCCCUUGGGCAGAUCGUGAUGUCCAACUCUUUAUUUCUUUGCUUGUUUCAUUUUAGAUGCAUAUUUUUUUUUAUUUCGUGGUUUGAGUUGGAUGAGGGAAAAAGAGCGAGAGAGAUACGCUUCUGCAUAUACCUCAUGUCUGAUUAGAAAUGCCAAAUAGAUGGGAAAAAAGCUUUAAGAAUUUGAAAUAGGAGAGCAGAGGAGAUGUAGCUCAGGAGAGGGUCUUAUAAGAGUCUUUUGCGUGAGUAUAAGGGUUCACAGAAAUUCCCCACGUUAUCUUUUCCAAAUCCAGUCUGAGUUUAUGGCCCAGCUUGAUAUUCAAUUACGUGUCCGCCUUUGAAGAACAGUCGACUUGGUUUUAUUUUUUAUUAGUGUGCAUUGCUCAUGUGCAUAUUGCUUUUUUGUAUAGCUAUAUCUUUGUGUGUGAGGGCCCUGAUUCAAACCAAAGUUAAACUUCUACUGUUGGACCUCUCGCAUAUAGACACAUUUCAAUGCAUGGACAUUUUUGUAGACAUGCAAGACAUAAAAUUGCAUAGCGGGAAUGUCCUGGACAGCAACCGACAUUGUUAAGUGCAGUAUGCUGUUAUACAUUGUACAACAUUGGCCAUAAAUUUACGUUUAAUGCAUAUUUACAUUAUUAGUACUUCAAAGCCUUGUUGGUUGAAAAAAAUAUCAAAUGCAACGUAUUAGUUAUUGGUUUUAUUAUUGUAUGCAUUAUCAUUCAUUUGUUCGCCUCCAACCAAUACAGCUUAAAUCCAAAGGUAAAUGAUUAGGUCAGCAAAGAAAGAUUUCAAUGCCAAAACCUCAAGAGUUGAAACCAAAGAGAUCCACCGUAACUUUUACAGUACACGUUGUUGUCGAGAGACAUGCAGAUCCUUUUUUUUUUCAGAAAAUGUACCAUUUAUCUUUUUUUACAUUCAACGUUGUUGUUGAUGAUGAUGAUGAAGAUGAUAAUUUCAUGAUGAAGGUCACUUUUGACUCUGUAACUUUUCCUCUCUGUGUUUGUGUCUCACUCUUACCUCAGAAGCUCUUCGUGGGAUUUGUAAUCCGUUUUGGAUCUGAAUCUGGAUUCUGUUCAGAACUGUUGAACUGUCUCUUACUCAUCGCUCUCUGUGUGCCUGUUGUAUGGG